UCUAAACUUUACCUUGAUAUUUUUUCAAAACAUGAAAUCGCUCAAGCUUUUCUUUAUGUUGACUAUGGUAAUGGCCUUAGCCAUUACUCUUUCCGCCAGUACAACAUCAGAAGAAGAACCAUUCCGCAACAAUGAUAAGAAUCCAAGUGAAGCUUCUGAUCUUCAUAUGGCGGAUACGCAAGAGCCAAGCUCCUUCCGAGGAGCAGGUCGAUUUCUUGCCCAGAGUUCUCGUGCUGCAAAGACAUGUGACAAAAACCCUAAGAUUUGUCGCAUUAAUGGCAGCCCAGGGCAGUUUUGCUGCAACAAAAAAUGUGUAGAUAUCAAGACGGACAAAUUCAACUGCGGAAAGUGUGGCAAGAAGUGUAACUAUUCCAAGAUUUGCUGUGAAGGGAAGUGUGUGAACCCAUUGUCCAACCAGAGGCACUGUGGAGGAUGCAACAAUAACUGUGGUAAAGGAAACGCUUGUCUAUAUGGGAUGUGCAGUUAUGCAUAA
Durio zibethinus is the source of this 493-nucleotide messenger RNA. RefSeq lists its product as uncharacterized. The record is from RefSeq and is a predicted model, not a curated record. Lineage: Eukaryota; Viridiplantae; Streptophyta; Magnoliopsida; Malvales; Malvaceae.